AUGAGGGAAGGAGUUGCGGCUAAAAUCGGAGGUGCGGAGUCGACUUCUGUGUCUCAACCGUCCAACCAAAUUACCAAUCCCACAGACUGCACCCAUUCGGCAAUUUACCAACAGUGUCAGCAUAUCCGCCAGCCGUUGCGACAAGAAAACAGAGGCGGGAGCGGACCAUCUAUAGCAAGAAACAAUGCGGGAAGCGUAAGGCGAUCCCCGCCUACCACACCGGGAAUCGCUGUGUACAACCACGCUCCGAAUGUCGUUCCAACGAACUAUCACCAUGAGGCAGUGAGGAACAAGCCGAAGAAAAUGCGACGCUCUUCCGCAUCAUCAGCGACAUCAUCUUUGUCGCAACAAUCGACUUUUGUGUCUCAACCGUCCACUUCCGCUUCUUUGCCACAACCGCAACAAGAAGGCUCGAUAGUAGCCUCGACUGCUAUACUAUCGAAAAAACUUUCACCGCCGUCAAGCCAAAUUACCAUUCCCUCAGACUGCACCCGUUCGGGAAUUUACCAGCAGUGUCAGCAUAUCCGCCAGCCCUUGCGACAAAGAAAACAGUGGCGGGAGCGGACCACUUAUAGCAAGAAACAACUACAAGUUUUGAAAAUUUUGUUCGAAAAGGCCAGGUACCCCGAUAUAUUUAUGAGCGAAGAAGGUGCCGCUAAAAUCGGAGUUGCGGAGUCGAGAGUUCAGACCAGGUACCCCGAUAUUUUUAUGAGGGAAGAAGUUGCCGCUAAAAUCGGAGUUGCGGAGUCGAGAGUUCCGGUAUGGUUUAAGAACCGACGAGCCAAAGCCCGUACGCAACAGCAGCAACACGAGGCAGAGAGGAAUAAGCCGAAGAAAAUGCGACGCCCUUCCGCAUCAUCAGCGACAUCAUCUUUGUCGCAACCAUCGACUUCUGUGUCUCAACCGUCCAACCAAAUUACCAUUCCCUCAGACUGCACCCGUUCGGCAAUUUCCCAACAGUGUCAGCAUAUCCGCCAGCCGUUGCGACAAGAAAAUAGAGGCGGGAGCGGACUGCCUAUAGAAAGGAUCAACUACAAACUGCACCCGUUCGGCAAUUUACCCACAGUGUCAGCAUAUCCGCCAGCCGUUGCGACAAGAAAACAGAGGCGGGACUGGACCACCUAUAGCAAGGAACAACUACAAGUUUUGGAAAUUUUGUUCGAAAAGACCAGGUACCCCGAUAUUUUUAUGAGGGAAGAAGUUGCCGCUAAAAUCGGAGUUGCGGAGUCGAGAGUUCAGGUUUGGUUUAAGAACCGACGAGCCAAAGCCCGUACGCAACAGCAGCAACACGAGGCAGAGAGGAGCGAAUGUCGUUCCAACGAAUUAUCCCUAUGCGCACAGUCCGACGCUACCAAACCGACUUAA
Molecule: messenger RNA, 1365 nt
Organism: Sitophilus oryzae (rice weevil)
Lineage: Eukaryota; Metazoa; Arthropoda; Insecta; Coleoptera; Curculionidae
Product: paired box protein Pax-6-like
Exons: 4
Coding region: 1-1365 (454 amino acids)
Biological process (GO): regulation of transcription by RNA polymerase II
Cellular component (GO): nucleus
Molecular function (GO): RNA polymerase II cis-regulatory region sequence-specific DNA binding; DNA-binding transcription factor activity, RNA polymerase II-specific
Source: RefSeq, a predicted model, not a curated record